Messenger RNA from Arctia plantaginis, 1320 nucleotides. Lineage: Eukaryota; Metazoa; Arthropoda; Insecta; Lepidoptera; Erebidae. The record is from the annotation of a GenBank genome assembly.
AUGGGAUGUGCGCGUCGCGCGUUCUCUUGCCCCGUGACGGCAACCGGCAUCAUCACGCACGGAUCGCUAGUUUACAGCGGGGUCGGAGGCCCGGGGCUUUGCCCUCCGAGAGCCUCUGACCUCCCGCCUCUCGAGCUUGGCUUUCGCGGUAGCUGGCGGGAAGAAGAGCUUCUGCCGUCUACGCCCGCGAGCCAGGCCGCGUCGACGCAGAGCGGCUCCUCCGCAACGGAUAAGAGCCAGAAUGUGGAGUGCGUGGUCUGCGGAGACAAGUCGUCGGGGAAACACUACGGCCAGUUUACUUGUGAGGGUUGCAAAUCCUUUUUCAAGAGGUCCGUGAGGAGGAAUCUGACGUACUCAUGCAGAGGGACCAGGAACUGUCCCAUCGACCAGCAUCAUAGGAAUCAAUGCCAGUACUGCAGACUCAGAAAAUGUCUCAAAAUGGGCAUGAGGAGAGAAGCUGUACAAAGAGGCCGAGUACCGCCAACGCAACCAACGGGCCUAGCCCUGCCCGGCCAGUACGGGCUAGCCAACGGCGACCCGUCCGGAGGCUUAAACAGCCACCCCUACCUCUCCUCAUAUAUCUCUCUGCUCCUUCGAGCCGAACCCUACCCCACCUCAAGAUACGGCCAAUGUGUACAACCAGCCAACGUCAUGGGAAUAGACAAUAUAUGCGAGUUAGCUGCCAGGCUACUUUUCUCCGCCGUAGAAUGGGCAAGAAAUAUCCCAUUCUUCCCCGAACUUCAAGUGACAGAUCAAGUCGCGUUAUUAAGACUAGUCUGGUCAGAACUGUUCGUUCUAAACGCGUCUCAGUGCUCAAUGCCCCUCCAUGUCGCCCCACUAUUAGCUGCUGCGGGACUACACGCGUCCCCGAUGGCGGCUGACCGAGUCGUCGCCUUCAUGGACCACAUCAGAAUCUUCCAGGAACAAGUGGAGAAGCUAAAAGCCCUCCACGUGGACUCCGCCGAGUACUCCUGUCUGAAGGCCAUCGUCCUCUUCACGACAGGGGCCGGUGGCUCCGUCACCAAUUACGGGGAGUUGCUGGUGUUGGUCAGGACGCAUUUAGAUGCGUAUGCUGAAGCUUCGAGGGUGCCGCAGCCACCGGCGCCUGCUCCAUCUGCCACUUCAUCCGGGUAUUAUUCCACAUUAGACACGUCUCUAGGCGUUAACUCCUCGCUGUCUUACGGUAGCUUUCUCUCAACACCAUCUAGAUUACCACCUAAUUACACAAGUAGUCCUAGAAUGCCUGAUGUUAGUACGUCAUCACCAUUUAAGCUCUGGGACUCAAGUAGUAAGUUUCCUAAGACGGAUCAGGGGGGUUGA